CGGCGCAAACCACGUGCGUGCCGGGAUCCGCGCGCCCGCAGUUCUCAGCCGCUAUUUCAGCCUCUCUCCUGUGCACACCUUACUGACAUGCAAUAUGUCUGUGCAUCUGGCAGGCCGAGCCUGUAAGCGGGGCUGCAGAACGUGGGAUACGGUGUAAAAUGCCCAAACAGAACUGAAAGGUUGGACUUUUGACCCAUUUCACAGACUAUUUAAUGCAUUUGUGGAUCAAAAAAAUGGAGUUGGUUUUUAUUUUAAUGAAGACAUUGUCAGCAAUCCUGAUACAGCUAUCAAUAUUCACUUUGGAAGAUGCAUGUGCCUGAUUUUUGGUUGGAUGAGUUGUCAGUUCUGAAAGUUUCUUCAGUCACAGUUUCUAUUUGAAAACUCAAAUAUCAAAGAAUAUUGGAUUUAGAAUGACAUAAUGAAGAUAUAUUUUGUCUGAAGACUACAGAUUUCAUAGAGACCACAGCUGGAUUCCAACUAAUACUGUCCAAAGUGUUUCAUAUUCUAUCUUUUGAUAAACCAAAUUUUAAAGAAUUUUAUAUUUUUAAAUAACACCAGAAGAUGGGAGAAAAAAAUGGUAAUGCAAAGACUUUCUGGAUGGAGCUGGAAGGCAAUGGAGAAGUGGACUUGGUAUUUCAAAAAGCACAAGAUGUGUUGCAAUCACUGAAACAGAAAAUAAAAGAUGGGUCUGCCACAAAUAAAGAAUAUAUCCAAGCAAUGAUUCUAGUGAAUGAAGCAACUGUGAAUAACAGUUUACUGUUGGUAAAAGAUAGUAUACCCGGGGCUCAGAAUGAACAAGAAAACAAAUCUGAAGUGUUUCCCUCCACGUCUUGUGAAGACUCCAUUCCAGAGGAUUGUACAGUUCUAUCUACAGAAAGAAAGGAAGUUCUCUGUCUAGAAAAUAAAGACUUUGGAGGAAAGGAGCCACCUUUGAAUUUAUCUUACCAAAGUCAUGUCUGCUCUGGUGCCUGCCUCAUGAAAAUGCCACCCACCUUCAAGGGAGAAAAUCCUUUGCAGCUACCAAUCAGAUGUCACUUCCAAAGACGACAUGCAAAAACAAACUCUCAUUCUUCAGCACUCCACGUGAGUUAUAAAACCCCUUGUGGAAGGAGUCUGCGGAACAUGGAGGAAGUGUUUCAUUAUCUACUUGAGACAGAGUGUAACUUUCUGUUUACAGACAACUUUUCUUUCAAUACCUAUGUUCAGCUGAGUCGGAAUUCCCCAAAGCAAGAAGUUGUGUCUGAUGUGGAUAUUAGUAAUGGAGUGGAAUCAGUGCCAAUUUCUUUCUGUAAUGAGAUUGACAGUAGGAUGCUUCCACAGUUUAAGUACAGAAAGACCAUAUGGCCACGACCAUAUUAUCUAAACAACUUUUCCAACAUGCUCUUUGAUUCAUGUGACUGUUCUGAGGGCUGCAUAGACAUAAAAAAGUGUGCAUGUCUUCAGUUGACAGCAAGAAAUGCUAAACCUUAUCUCUCGUCAAGCGAUAGAAUAACUACUGGAUAUAAAUACAAAAGACUACAGAGACAAAUACCUACUGGCAUUUAUGAAUGCAACCUAUUGUGCAAGUGUAAUCGACAAAUAUGUCAAAACCGCGUUGUCCAACAUGGCCCUCAUCUGAGGCUGCAAGUAUUCAAAACAGAGAAGAAGGGAUGGGGAGUACGCUGCCUAGAUGACAUUGACAGGGGGACAUUUGUGUGCAUUUAUUCAGGAAGAUUAUUCAGCAGAGCUAAACCUGAGAACCCUAAAGCCAUUGAUGGAAAUGGAAAGAAACAAAAUAUGGAAAUAUUUUCAAAAAAGAGGAAAGUAGAAGUUUCCUGUUCAGAUUGUGAAGUUGAAGUUGUCCCUUUAGGAUUGGAAACACAUCCUAGAAAAACUGAUACUGAGAAAAACCCACCUAAGUGCAGCAGUAAUCCAAAACAGCCUAUUGUGGAACUGAACUAUAAAAAUAUUUCAAGAACUCAAUAUGACUCAGUUAUUAGAAGUCCUAAAUCCAAGACAGCCACUGUUCAUCACAAUAGGAAAAAAAUGGGAUUGGUUUCCUCAGAGUCUGUCACCCUACAAGAUAAUGAUGGACUUCAGACAUCCCAAGAACACCUGAACUCGAAAGCCAGGAGAGCACAUGGGAACAGACGGAACCAAGCAACUACAUUGGAUAAUGAGAAUACUAAAACAAAUGUUGAACUUCAAAUAAAAGAAUCUCAAGAAGAAAAAUCUGCAUCUCAAAGCGAGCGGGUCAUUUGUGAUGAAGCAUCGCCACAUGACACCAAGAACCCUUCAUCUGAUUCUCCACUGAGGCUCAAUCAAGAGAAGGCGUUUCUGUUGGAUGCCUCUAAGGAAGGAAAUGUUGGCCGCUUCCUUAAUCAUAGUUGUUGUCCAAAUCUCUUGGUACAGAAUGUUUUUGUAGAAACACAAGACAGAAAUUUUCCAUUGGUGGCCUUUUUCACUAACAGGUAUGUAAAAGCAAGAACUGAACUAACCUGGGAUUAUGGUUAUGAAGCUGGAACUAUGGCUGAUAAGGAAAUCCUCUGCCAAUGUGGAGCUAAUAAGUGUAGGAAAAAAAUAAUAUAAACAUAUGUCUCAUGCUUGCUCAUGAAAUUAGCUGGUUAGGCUUAAAUUAAAGCCUCAGUUUUCAGUGGAAUUAAUGGUUGAUAAUCCUGCAAGAUAAUUCCUCUGUUUACCCUUGUUCAGGGAGUUCAUAUUUUUAUUUCUGGAUUUAUUUGUAUAGUUUUGAAAGGCCAAGAACAAAAUAAGGACAUUUUCAUAUGCAUCAGGUAUCUCUUGAUUUUAUUUUUGUUCAACUCUACAUAAGUAGAAUGGAAAUGCAUAUUUUCUAUAAAUACCACUGUACAGUUUAUAAAUUAUUUGUAAAUUGUGUUUUAAGAAAAACAAAAGGGACAAUAGAAUUUUAAUUGUUUCUAAAUUGCUGUUGUGAUUAUUAUUUUUGAGGUUUAUGCUUGAAAGAGCCAAAUUUUACUUUGUUUGUUUUUUCAAGGUAGGGUUUUAUACUAGCUCAGGCUGACCUGGAAUUCACUUUGUUGUCUCAGUGGCCUCGAAUUCAUAGCAGUCCUCCUACCUUCUGCCUCCCGGGUGCUGGGAUUAAUGGUGUGCGCCACCACACCUGGCAUCAAUUUUUACAAUUUUAUAUUUUUACUUACAAAUUUAAUUGAUAUUAGAUUCACAGUAUAUUAUUUACCAUUAUGAGCUACAAGGAGAGCAACAGUCAGAGGAAUAUGUAGGAAUUAAUUUUAUGCACAUUACUUCCAAGUAUUCCUUUUUGAAUUCAUGGCCUUAUAUGUGCUAGGCAGUCACUAUACCACAAAGCUAUACCCCUCAGCCCUCUCAAGUAGCUUAACACAUGUUGCAGAAGCUACAUUUGACUGUAUGAAACACUGUCCCUUUAGCCCUAGGGGUGGGACAAUCUGUCACUCUUUGAAGAUAAGUCAUCUUUUCUAGUUCUUUUUACUCUUUCAGUACAAGCAAGACAAAAGAGAGACCUAGUGGAAUUUAUUUAUUUAUUUGAGAGACUGGCAGAGAGAGAGAGAUGGGGAGAGAGACAAUUGGUACACCAAGGCCUCCACCCACUGCAGAGGAAUUCCAGACACUUGUGCCACCUUGUACAUCUGGCUUACAUGGGUCCUGGAGAAUCGAGCCUCAAACUGGGGUCCUUAAGCUUCACAGGCAAGUGCUUAAAUGCUAAGCCAUCUCUCCAGCCCUCAUCUUUUGUUUUAAACAAAGUAAAAGUAUAAGUAAAGGAAAUCCUGAAGCAAGUCAAAAUUGGCUUAUGCAGGCUUAAAGAAAAUGUGUUUAAAAAAAAAACCAAUUCUUAACUGCAGACAGAUGAAUUAAUUUAUUCAUAGUAAAGAUGCAGGAAUUAAUUUCAGGCAAUGUGUUAAAAUGGAAGUUGAAUCAGUAUGGGAAAUACUUCUGUGCAAAAAAAUCAGCAUUAAGUCAGGCAAUACUUCCUUGAGCUCAUUGGGCUUUGGAGUCACUCUCUCAGCUCCAACUUUUACAGAAAUUCCACCAGAAACCCUGAUCAGCUUCAGCCCAUUCUGGUUCCCAGCUACAUCUUCCAUUCAUACCCUAGACUUUCCCUUGUUACUCCCACAGAUUGGCGAAGCAGUAACUUUCGUUGUUUUGUUUAUUGAGACACGGUCUCACGCUGGCCCUGGCUGUGUGAACUCCAUAGACCACGCUGGCACUGACCUGUCAGCAGCCUGCCUACCUCAGUUUCCCAAGUGCUGGGGUUAGAGGUGUGAGCUGCCACACCCAGCUUAAAGCAAUAACUUUGAAAAAGGGAAAAGAAGAAGAAACUGUCCUGAGACUUUCUGUUUGAAACUGUCAUUAUUUUCGUCUUCAUUGCCAGUUGGCACGGUAUAGGAUUCUUACCCUCCUCUGGGAGUGUACAGGAUCAUCACCACCCCAGUGUUCUCUCCCUGGAAAAGUUCCACUUUUACUACUUCUGCAGGGUGUCUGUUAAGAUCAUUCAAUCUGAAGUUGCUCCUUAAGUACAGGGAAGUUCUUUUGUUUUGGGUUUGGUUUUUUUGUUGUUGUUGUUGUGUUUUUGUUUUUGUUUUUUUUUUUGCCAACCUCUUAUUGACAGUUUUUGUACACAUACAUAAUAUGUUUUGGUCAUAGUCCCCUCCCAUUACUUUCUCAUGUCUCCGCUCUCCCAUCGACCUUCCCCAGGCAGGACGUCAUGAACUACUCCCUCUGCUACUUUGAUAGUUUGUGUGCUCGCUCGGUCUCUUUCUCUCUCAUUUGCUCUCCGACAUCCAUGACAGAAUAUUGUGCAGAUCAUAUUCAGGUAACAACAGUGCUGUGACAUCAUGAACAUAAUGUCCAGAAGACGGCACUCCUUACAUUCUUUCCGCCACCUCUUCCCCAGUAGCUCCUGAACCUAGGGAGGUGUCAAAAGAUGUCUCAUUUAGCACUGAGCACUCAGCUGUCACUUCUCAGCACUUUGAGUUUUAAUUUUCCCCAGUAAUAACUGCCACCUGCAAAAAGAAGUUUCUCUAAGCUGGGCUUGGUGGUGGCUACCACUCAGGAGGCAGAGGUAGGAAGAUCAUCGUGAGUUCGAGGGCACCCUGAGACUACAUAGUAAAUUCCAGGUUAGCCUCAGCUAGAGUGAGACCCUGCCUCGGCAGAGGGGACGGGGGUGUGAGAAAGGGCUUUAUUUACCAUGUCCAACCUGAGGUAUUUUGCUGAGAAAUCCCCAAGUGUCAUUCUCUUCAGGGCUGGAGUUUCGGCCUGUCAGGAUAUAUACUUCCACCCUCCUGAGCAGCAACGCCCUUGUGUGCUGGUGCUCUUCCUUCCCGGCUUGCUGCUGCUGCUACUAUCUGCAGUGCAUUUCAUAUUCACCAUCCAUGGUGCCUUUUCAGCUUCUCUCUCACUCUCUUUUUAUUACCCCAGUUUCUGUUUUUCUCACUUCAUGGUCCCUGAAGUUUUCGUUUGAUUAAUUCUACAGCAAACUAUAUGCUGUGGUCAGCUCCAAGUUGCCGAGACAAACUUCCAAAUAGACAGAUUUUACGGGAGGAAGGGAUUAUUUCAGCUCUCAGAUCCAGGGGAAGAUCCAUCAAUGGCAGAAGCUGCUGCUUCCAUACAUCAAAGCAGAGGAAAAAACUGCAGCAAGCAAACAGCAGCGCCAGCACACAGCAUGAACCUCACCAGAGCUCAAGCUGCUGUCUGCACACCUUUCGACUGGAAUCAGAUCUGCCCCAGUGGCACGCCCCCUGCAGCAGGCUGCUGAGUACUAAGUGCCUGAGUCUGUGGGGACAUGACUCACAUUCCGACUGUCCCACCAUGAUGAUGUGCUUCUUUCCCAAAGCCAUUUUUAAAUUAAAUUUAGUUCUUUGAAUUGAUGUCUACAUGUACAUUUGUUACAUGCACUGAAAACCUGAACCUUUAUGGUGCUGUGUACCUCAUGGGUGCUAAAUAAAGGCUCCUUACUGGAAGCUGGA
Molecule: messenger RNA, 5957 nt
Organism: Jaculus jaculus (lesser Egyptian jerboa)
Lineage: Eukaryota; Metazoa; Chordata; Mammalia; Rodentia; Dipodidae
Gene: Setdb2
Product: SET domain bifurcated histone lysine methyltransferase 2
Exons: 14
Coding region: 562-2568 (668 amino acids)
Biological process (GO): negative regulation of gene expression; heterochromatin organization
Cellular component (GO): nucleus
Molecular function (GO): protein binding; zinc ion binding; histone H3K9 methyltransferase activity
Source: RefSeq, a predicted model, not a curated record